UUCAGUAACAUCUCCAAGAAUUAUAUUUAAAAUUCCAGUGCUUAGAAUAGGAAAGAAAGAUGAUGACUACGAUGUGUUCGCGGUUGAAGAACUGGCCGCGUCUGCUAAAUCUCUUCGUCCGCCAGCUGAGGACUCCUCUGCAGAUUGCCCGCCACUCCCUCCACUCGCUCCACCAGUUCGCCCACUUUGCCGGUAAGAAAUCCUCGCGGGAUCCCUACCUCAUCACCGUGGUGCAGGGAAGAUCGAAGAAGCCGCGAUAUCCGGGCGAUCAGCGGGCCAAUCAGCGUUUCGGCGAGGACAGCUGGUUCGUCAGCUCCACGCCCCACGCCGAGGUAAUGGGCGUGGCCGAUGGCGUGGGCGGCUGGCGGGAUAUGGGCGUGGAUGCGGGUCGCUUUGCCAAGGAGCUGAUGUCCUGCUGUUCGGGACAAACUCAAAGUUCCAGCUUUGAUGGACGUAAUCCCAGGGAUUUACUCAUCGCCGGCUACCAAGAGUUGAGCCACCGGGAACAGCCAGUGGUGGGCAGCAGCACCGCCUGUUUGGUCACCAUGCAUCGCAGGGACUGCACCCUUUAUACCACCAAUCUCGGAGACAGUGGCUUCUUGGUGGUGCGAAAUGGUCAGGUGCUCCACCGAUCCCAGGAGCAAACCCAUGACUUUAAUACCCCAUAUCAACUGACUGUGGCUCCGGAGGAUCAGAUGGACUUCUUCUACGCGGAUAAACCGGAAAUGGCCGUGUCCACCAGGUACUCUUUGCUGCCAGGUGAUCUAGUACUCCUAGCCACCGAUGGAUUGUUUGAUAAUUUGCCCGAGAGCAUUCUUCUCAAGAUCUUAAAUGGGUUAAAGGAGCGGAAAGAAAGAGAUCUCCUGGAAGGAGCCAACCAGGUGGUGGAGAAGGCCAGAGAACUCUCCCUGAAUGCCAAUUUCCAAUCACCCUUCGCCCUGAAAGCCAGACAAUACAAUGUUCCCUAUUCCGGUGGCGGCAAACCCGAUGACAUCACCCUAAUCCUGGCCAGCGUUGAGGUGCCAAAUUCGUAACCACAGUCAAGAGUCAGUGUCCCGCCAGCAAAUGGUGUCUACGGCAAAUAUUAUUCCAUGUCUAUCAGCAGUCUGUGAUAAAAAACCCAAAUAUACUUUGUUUAUAAAGAUCUGGGCCUUAGAAAAAAGUACAGAAGCCGGCAA
This is a messenger RNA of Drosophila takahashii, 1178 nucleotides long. It is a transcript of the gene fig, whose product is annotated as fos intronic gene. Lineage: Eukaryota; Metazoa; Arthropoda; Insecta; Diptera; Drosophilidae. Gene Ontology annotation, molecular function: protein serine/threonine phosphatase activity. The record is from RefSeq and is a predicted model, not a curated record. Gene Ontology annotation, cellular component: mitochondrion. Gene Ontology annotation, biological process: protein dephosphorylation.